UGCUCACGCAUGCGCAAUCAGAAAUUUGCGGAAGAUGACUUGUCACUGUUGUUGUGGAAGCUGACAGGCACGUGAGCUAUGCUACGUAGCUAGUCGAGUCGUGAGUGCUUGCUAGCAGGCGACAUGGCGGCUGAUACUCCUCCAAAGGUUGUAUUUGAACAUGAAGGUGUGUUCAUACAUUCAAGCAAUGACGACAGCGAUGAGCAAGACCUUCUCUCCCCAGGUUUCCUGAGAUUAAUUGACAAGGAUGGCGACAUUGUUGUGGAAUACAAACCUAUGGAAGACAGUGUGGACCCAUCCAACAUGCUGUGCGCUGGCAAGGACUCCAGCUCAGUGAUGGAGUGGGCCAGGGGUCCAGGGGAGAAGCCCCAGGUGGAACAGCAGCAGAGCUACGAGACAGAGUGGGACAUGAUCCACGCCGUCACCUUCAAGAGGAAACCCUGCACCAACGGCGACGGUGCUUUGAACCACACUAAUGGGAAGAGCAAGUACUCCUUCACCUUCAGUGUGUAUGACCUCAGGUCCAUCACCGUGAAGGAAGAGGGCUGGUCCUACCUGGUGUUCCAGCUCAAGGAGCCCUCCUCUGCCCUGCCAGCACUGCAUUUUCACCAAGGAGGCAGUAAAGGCUUCCUGGACUGUCUGAGGAGAUACACAGUGCUUAGCGAAGACCCGGAGGAUGAAGGCUGCCUGCUAGUCAGCACUCACAACAAAGCUCUCUCCCAGUCCUUUGAGAAUCUUCUAGACGAUAACAACUUCGGCCUCGUUGAUAAGCUGAAGAAGGAUCCGUACGUGACCACUCUGGGCGGCUUCUCCAAGGUCACCAACUACAUCUUCGAUGCAUUCCGUGGCUCGGAGGAGCAGCAACAGCGCCCCCCAGAGGAUGUGGCAGACCUGCUGGGAGAGGUCAUCCCAGGCCUGGAGAUCAACCAGCAGGAGGAGCCAGGCUUCGAGGUCAUUACCAGGAUCGACCUGGGUGCCAGGCCAGAUGUGCAGAGGAGGAGCCCGCUGUCAGCAGAGGAUCUGGCGGAACACCAAGAUCCAGAGGGAAGAAUUCACAACGUGCCCCACCUCAAACAAGCUAUAUUUAAGGGGGGUCUGUGCCACGCACUGAGGAAAGAGACCUGGAAGUUUCUCCUGGGGUAUUUCCCAUGGGACAGCACCCACGAGGAGAGGAAAGCCCUCCAGAAGAAGAAAACAGAUGAGUACUUCAGGAUGAAGCUGCAGUGGAAGUCGGUCAGCGAGGACCAGGAGAGAAGAAACUCCCGGCUAAGAGACUUCCGCAGUCUGAUAGAGAAAGAUGUCAACCGCACGGACCGAACAAACAGGUUCUAUGAAGGCAUAGACAACCCAGGACUUGUCCUCCUGCACGAUAUCCUGAUGACGUACUGCAUGUACGACUUUGACCUGGGUUACGUCCAGGGAAUGAGCGACCUGCUGUCUCCAGUGCUGUAUGUGAUGGAGAACGAGGUGGACGCCUUCUGGUGUUUCGUGUCCUUCAUGGAUCAGAUGCACCAGAACUUUGAGGAGCACAUGCAGGGCAUGAAGACCCAGCUCAUCCAGCUAAGCUCUCUCCUCAGACUGCUGGACGUGGCCUUCACCACCUACCUCGAGGCGCAGGAUUCAGGAUACCUGUACUUCUGUUUCCGUUGGUUACUGAUCCGCUUCAAAAGGGAGCUGAGUUUUCAGGACGUGCUUCGACUGUGGGAGGUCAUGUGGACCGGCUUGCCCUGCCAGAACUUCCAUCUGCUGGUGUGCUGCGCCAUCCUGGAUGCAGAGAAGCAGAAGAUCAUGGAGGAGAACUACGGCUUCAACGAAAUCCUCAAGCACAUUAAUGAGCUUUCAAUGAAACUGGACAUUGAAGAAAUCCUUCACAAAGCCGAGGCCAUUUGUAUGCAGAUCAGAAGCUGUAAGGAUUUGCCUCAUGCAAUAAGUGAAAUCCUGGGAUUCAACAUAGAAACAGAGAUUCCUGGGUGUGAAAUGAGAGAGUUUGGGACGCACGAGUCAUCUUCAUCUCCAAGAUCCACACAGAGACAAGAGGCCUUCUCCAAUGGCCACGGACAUUUAAGAGAACCCCCUAAGAACGGGUGCAAAGUUGCCUUCAUAUCAUAGUGAACAAUAUAACUCAGACAAAAAAGAAACUUUUCUUCUAUCCACCCAUGAGGAGAGUAGCAGGCCUCAUCUGGAGAAGCCGACAGGUCGAUGCCACGAUAUCAAGUUCUUGAGGAGAGAAAUGUAAUCGAAUGUACAAAGGAUUUAAGAUUAUUCAAAGUUUAUUAUUUUUGUAAUUUCUUGAACCAUUUUGUCUUUUUGUUGAGUCAUUACUUCUCUCUUGCUAGUGAUUUUGAUCUAUAGAUGGGCGAGGUGAGUUUGCAUUGUAAGUAAUGAUGUGCUAUUAUUCUUUAGGGAACCCUUUUAUGAAUCAUGCACACAAUGUCCAAAUCUUGUUUUUGAAUUUAAAUGUUGGUUUAACUACAUGCACAUUUGGCAGGACAUUAUAAUUGCCAUUGACAAAAUGUCAAAAAACAGCCACCAUAGUUAUAAAACCGUACAGGGAUAAUACAGUAAAAGCAAACCAUUGUCUACUCAAACUUCAGUAUUGAUGAGUUUGGUUUAUUUUUUAUUAUUCCAUGUUACAUGGAUUAAAAUAUUUUCCUUAUAUUUUAUAGACUAAAUAUUUAUUUCCUUCCUUGCAACGUAUUUUGUUUCCCUCUUGUUACUAACCAUAAUCUUUACAUUUGAUUGUCUUUGGAUUUCUGUUGUCCGUCCAUUUUUAAUACAAGCAUAAUCUUGAUCAACUUUAAAUACCCAUUUGUUUUGCUCUGAUUUAUGAACAACUUUUUUUUGUUGUUGAGUGAAUUGAUUAACAUAUAUGUAACAAUAUUCAUAAAGCUUUUCUUUCUGGAGGUAUUGAGUAGCGUUAACACGUGAAGCUAAGGGGAAGGGAAUGGUUUCUUCAGGGAAUAAAAUCAAUCAUUCAGGGUUUAUUUAAACUUA
Molecule: messenger RNA, 2994 nt
Organism: Osmerus eperlanus (European smelt)
Lineage: Eukaryota; Metazoa; Chordata; Actinopteri; Osmeriformes; Osmeridae
Gene: tbc1d15
Product: TBC1 domain family, member 15
Exons: 17
Coding region: 124-2109 (661 amino acids)
Biological process (GO): activation of GTPase activity
Molecular function (GO): GTPase activator activity
Source: RefSeq, a predicted model, not a curated record